AUGAAUGCUGUUUCAAUCCGAAGUCUAUUGUGCUGCGUUGUCCUACUUUUGGUUUUGGACAAUCAUCCUGCACAUGCCAACCAGAAGAUGACGAUCAUGACGACGAAGCCAUCAAUGGCGCCCUGUCACCCUUCCACGAAUCAAGUGGUCAGAUCCGACUUCAAUAGGAACAAUAAGCCAUCCUUAUCUUCUGAUAAUCUCAGCAAUUUUGUAGGAUUCCGAGGUGGAGCCAUCUUCAAGAAGAAGAAGCAAGCAGCCGCCCCGCCCGCCAGUAAAACAAAAAACAGUAAUCUCAAGUCAGCCUUUGCAAAAGUCUUUAUUGGAACUACUGUUGAAUCAGUUCUCAUGCACCAAGUGCUGCUUUUUGCCUUUGGUUUAUCCAACGAGUUCAAAGACAAGACCUUUGCGUCUGUGGUCCAGUUCCUAUUGAUUUUUUCAGUGGUCUUUGGUUCUUCCACCUAUGGUGCUGUGAUUGACAAUGGACUAUCGGCGGCCACCCAACAAUUUCUAUCACCGAACGAAGUUCCUGGUGACUCUGACUGGUAUUCGAAGCUCCAAAAGCCAUCUUGGAAUCCACCAGGGUGGGUCUUUCCCAUCAUGUGGCUCAUUAUUAGCAAGCCCACUCAAUUUGUGGCAUUGUGGAAAUUGAAGGAAAUGAAGAUGACGAUGACGGGUUCGGAAGACUUGGCACUCUUGGUAUACUGCAUUCACUUAUCUCUAGGGGACGCCUGGAACAAAAUUUUCUUUGGCCUCCAACAAAUCAAGGUGGGAGUCGUGGUGAUUUCGGCGUUUUGGACACUUCUCCUAGCAAGUACCUAUUUCUUUUACGCGAUCAAUCCAUCGGCAGGACUUUUUAUGGUUCCAACAUGUCUGUGGGUGACGGUAGCAGCAUCCUUAAACUGGAGCAUUUACAUGCAGAACUAA
Messenger RNA from Cylindrotheca closterium, 924 nucleotides. The record is from the annotation of a GenBank genome assembly. Lineage: Eukaryota; Bacillariophyta; Bacillariophyceae; Bacillariales; Bacillariaceae.